AUGUCGUUCAAGAUUUAUUGGGACAGCGCACCCAAACCCGAGUUCAUCGGCGACAUCGCCAUCACUGCGCUCACCCUUGGCGACAAGGCGCCCGAGGUGCGGCUCAUAGACGUAUCAGACCCGCCCGCACACUUCUCCUCUCUGCCCACAGUGAACGACGCCCCUUCUUCGUUGGACAGCCCGGCCACCACAGCGCGGUCCGUGCCAGCACCACCAGCUGUCGGCAGUUCGACGGGAGCGACCGGCACAUCGUCAUCAUCGUCAUCGUCAUCGUCGUCAUCCUCUUCAUCAUCAACGACGACCGAGGAACCUGAGGUGAAGGCCACCGACAUGGACAUGAUGAUCAAGGUGUUUCUGGAGUACUCUGGCACUGCCAAGUUGACCAUGCGGUGUCUGAUCUCUUUGGUGAACUGGCCUCGACCUCGCACCGUGUGUCUUCCGGUCACCUUCACACUUUCCGACUUUCACUUCGAAGGUGUGGUGUGCGCAAUCCACCACGCGAACAAGGUGCAUUUCUGCUUUGACAAGCGGGAGGGCGACGAUGUGGGUCCGCUGAAGAGCCUCAAGAUCGAGGCCCAGAUCGGCGACAGCACGCAGCAGGUGCUCAAGAACCUGGAGAAGGUGGAGAACUUCAUCGUCGGCAUGCUCAAGAAGCUCAUCAAGGAUCGCCUCAUAUUUCCCAACUUCAUCACAGUUCUCGAUCAGACCAACAAAGCCCACUGA
This is a messenger RNA of Acanthamoeba castellanii str. Neff, 723 nucleotides long. RefSeq lists its product as uncharacterized. Gene Ontology annotation, biological process: phospholipid transport; mitochondrion organization. Gene Ontology annotation, molecular function: lipid binding. Gene Ontology annotation, cellular component: ERMES complex. Bases 1 to 723 code for a protein of 240 amino acids. The record is from RefSeq and is a predicted model, not a curated record. NCBI's taxonomy places the organism in Eukaryota, Discosea, Longamoebia, Acanthamoebidae. The transcript has 7 exons.